Nilaparvata lugens (brown planthopper) is the source of this 649-nucleotide messenger RNA. RefSeq names its product NADH dehydrogenase [ubiquinone] 1 alpha subcomplex subunit 6 (gene ND-B14). Gene Ontology annotation, biological process: response to oxidative stress. NCBI's taxonomy places the organism in Eukaryota, Metazoa, Arthropoda, Insecta, Hemiptera, Delphacidae. The record is from RefSeq and is a predicted model, not a curated record. Bases 162 to 533 code for a protein of 123 amino acids. The transcript is spliced from 3 exons.
AAAUAUUGGGAAGCUUAACCUUGCCAAAUGAUAAGACAAUCAGCUGGGCUUACUGAAUCAAUCGACCUAACCUUUCUGCUAAACAGUGGAGAGUGAACAGAGAAGGACAGUACAGUAAAUUUAAUCAAAAUUUGAAAAUUCUAUAAAAUUAUUUGUCAAAAAUGUCAGCUAAUGUAGCUAGGCCUGUAGUACGACAAGUCAAACCUCUUUUAUCGUUGGAUAAAGAAGAGGCAAGAAAAAGAGCACUGAAUCUGUAUAAAGCUUGGUACCGUCAAAUUCCCUACAUUGUUCGGGACAACACCAUUCCAAAAUCUGUUGCACAAUGCCGAGCCAAAUUGCGUGAAGAAUUCGAAAAACAUCGCAACCUGACUGAUAUCAGAGUUAUCGAUAUGCUGGUUAUCAAGGGCCAGAUGGAGUUGAAAUCCUGUGCCAACAAAUGGUCUCAAAGCUGCCACGUCAUGAACUUCUUCAAGGAGUCCUACGAACCAAAACCCAAAGAUUUCCUGUCGAAAUUCAUGGAAGGAAGAGUUUGAAUUUGCAAUUAUCUCUUGUUUCUGCUCAUAGAACUAGAUCAGUCAGACGUGGUUUGAUAUUUUGUAAAUAGAGUUAUUAAUUGAUGCUAUAAUAAAAUUGGUCAUUUCAAAGUUUA